UCUCCGCUUCGCCUCCGCGUCAGACCGGGACCAGCCAGGAACCGAGACAUCCAUCCCACCCGCCGCGCAUCAGACAGGGAAGACCCGCUCCACAGGAACCCCGCCAUGGAGCUGACGAAGACCAAGGCCAUCGCCGGCGGCGCCGUCGUCGUGGCGCUGAUCGUGGCCGCCGGGCUGGUCGGCCACUUCGCCACGCCGCAGACCGCGUGCGAGGAGCUUCAACAAACCAGCACCACAACGGACACGCCCACCACCACUCAAACUCCGCCCACUUUGGAGAACUACCUGCUGCCAACUUCUCUGGAACCGGUCCAUUAUGUCGUCAAACUUCAGCCUUAUGUCAAUGGGAACUUCAGCAUCAUGGGCCAUGUCGAGAUCGAGAUGGUGGCCAGGGAGGCAACUUCAAAUAUAACCCUACACAUGGCUGAUAUUACGGUGCAUGAGGACACUAUAAUGCUGAAGAACAAAGCAGACCUGAGUGCCAUCCAGACCACAGCCCACGAGUACGACGCCUCCAGAGAGUUCUUCGUCGUUCACUUGGCCGAAGAACUGCUCGUGAACGAAGAGCUUGUUCUCUCCAUGGACUUCGAAGGAGUUUUGAACAACGAGCUCAGGGGCUUCUACAGGUCGACGUAUACUAAUGCAAACGGGGACCAGAUAAUGCUGGCAGCAACGCAGUUCCAACCCACGGACGCGAGGAGAGCCUUCCCUUGCUUGGACGAACCUGCCCUGAAAGCCACGUUUGCCGUGUCUUUGGCCCGAGAGGAACACAUGUCCACGCUCAGCAACAUGAUGAUCAAGGCGACGGAGCCUGUGGAAGGUCAGGCCGGGUGGGUUUGGGACCACUAUGACACCACCGUCAAGAUGUCCACUUACCUUGUUGCCUUCGUCGUCUCGGAUUUCGAGGUCGUCAGUGCCAUGGCCGGACAGACGAAUUUCUCUGUGUGGGCGCGACCGGAGGCCAUGGACCAGGCCGACUACUCCUUGGCCGUGGGCGUGGAUUGCCUCACGUACUUCGAGUCCUACUUCAGCAUCCCUCCCCUUGCCCGAGGACAGGGGGGCCCCUUUCCCGGGCUUCCCCGGCCGGGGGCCUGGAGAAAAAAGGGGGGGGUUUAUCCCUACAGGUUUAAAAGGCUGAGCCCGGCCUCCCGCAGAGAGACCGCCAUGCUGUACUCGCCCGACGCGUCCUCGGCCGCGAACAAGCAGCGCGUGGCCGUCGUGGUGGUGCACGAGCUCGCCCACCAGUGGUUCGGAAACCUCGUGACCCCGACCUGGUGGACUGACCUUUGGCUCAACGAGGGCUUCGCUUCGUUCAUGGAGUUCAUUGGGGUUGACCAUGUGGGUUUGUUUGUUUGUUUGUUUGAUUUCCCACCCCCACCCCCUCCACUCCUCCUCCUCCUCCUUCUCCUCUCCCUCCAAGUCCUCCUUCCUCUUCUCUCUUCUCCUUCCCUCUUCCUCUUCCGUCACUCCUUCCUUCCUUUCAAAACAGGAGCUUCAGUUAUUCGCAUGAUGUACUUUUUCCUGACUGAGGCGACGUUCAAGAAAGGACUCACCAAUUACCUCAACCACUUCGCAUACGACGCGGCCGAACAGGACGACCUGUGGGAGUUCCUGACGGAGGCGGCGCACGAGGACGACUCGCUGGCCGCCGACGUCAGCGUGAAGGACAUCAUGGACACGUGGACGCUGCAGACGGGCUACCCGGUCGUCAAGGUGGAGAGGGACGCGGCGGGGACGUCCGCCACGGUCACGCAGGAGCGCUUCCUCCUCCUCGCCAGCGCCUCCGGCCGCUCCGACGCCUCGUGGUGGGUGCCCCUGACGGUGACCUCCCAGGACGCCCCCGACUUCGACCAGACGCGCCCCUCCGCCUGGCUGCCCGCGGGCGCCUCCUCGACCUCCCUCGGCGGCCUGCCCUCCGCCGACGCCUGGGUCCUCCUCAACCUGCAGCAGACGGGCUACUUCCGCGUCAACUACGACGCCAACAACUGGGAGCUUCUGAGCAAGCAGCUGGCCGACGCCCACGAGGUCAUCCACGUCACCAACCGGGCGCAGGUCAUGGACGACGCCCUCAACCUCGCCCGCGCAGGGCAGCUUCCUUACGAGACGGCCCUUGGACUGACAUCCUACUUGGCUCAGGAGAAGGAAUACACGCCGUGGGAAGCCGCCAUGAGCAGCCUGUCCUACAUCGAGAAGAUGUUUACGCGGACAGCCGGUUAUGGGCCUCUGAGGGCCUACCUCCUAGACCUCAUCACUCCGCUUUACGACGAUGUUGGCUUCGAGGACGACCUCAGCGGGCUGCACCUCGACCAGUACAAACGCGCCUUGGCCUUGAGUUGGGCGUGUCACCUGGGUCAUCCUCAGUGCGUGGCCGAGAGCGUACGGCAGUUCAGUGACAUGCUGAACGGGAUCGCCGUCUCGCCGAACCUGAAGUCGACGGUGUACUGCACGGCCAUCGCGGGCGGAGGCGAGGCCGAGUGGGAGGCGGCGUGGGCGCUGUACCUCGAGGCCAACGUGGGCGCCGAGAAGGACAGGCUCUUGUCCGCCUUGGGCUGCACCGAGGAGGUCUGGCUGCUGUCCAGGUACCUCGACAUGGCGUUCACAGAGGGCAGCGGCAUCAGGAGGCAGGACGCGCGCACAGUGUUCCGGGCGGUCGCCAACAACGACAUCGGGAGAUACAUCGCGUGGGACUUCCUCAGGAACAACUGGGAAGCCGUCUCCUCUUACAUGGGAGCUUUCACCUCUCUGGGCGAUCUCAUCAGUUACGUGACCGCUGAAUUCAACACGAAUGAGGAACUGCAGCAGCUGGAAUCCUUCUACGAGGCCAACCUGGACGACCUGGGCACCGCCACCCGAGCUUUCGAGCAGGCCAUAGAAUCAACGAGGAAUAACAUUGGUUGGAUGGGCAGCAAUUACGAGGCGAUCGUCACCUGGCUCGAUGGAGUGGCGCAAGCAGAGUGACGUGGAAGGAGGAGAAAAGGUGGAGAGAGAGAGGAAUAUCCUGCGUGGAUGAGGAAGAAAAGGUGGAGAGAGAAUGAGGAGGAUCCUGUGUGAAUGAGGAAGGAAGUGGGAAAAAAAGAGGUGGAGAGAGAGAAUGAAUAAGACGCUGAGUGGAUGUGGGGUGAAUGUGGAAGAAAAUGUGGAGAGAAAGUGAGUAAAAUCCUGAAUAAAUGUGAGUAAAAAUGAGGCAAGGGAAUCAAAUCCUGAGCGAAUGUGGAGAGAAUGUAAUGUGAAUGUGAACUGAAAGGCGCUUGUAAUCCUGAGUGGAUAUGAGGUGAAUGUGAAUGAAAUACGUGGAAGUGUGUCGAGAGAAUGUGAAUAAAAUCCUUAGUGAAAGGGAAGUGAUAGAGAAUAAAGAUGUAGAGAGAAUGUGAUGUGAAAAUUGAAUGAUAUCUGAAGUGAAUGUAAAUAAGAAUGUAGAGUGAAAUAUGGAGUGAAAGUGCAGUAGCAAAAGAUCUUUGUAACACAUAAUCAAACUUUAAACAAAUGUGAAUUUAAUGUGAGAGAAAUGUGGAGAGAAAUUUGAAGUGAGAAGUGAAGGGAAUCUUGCGUGAGCAUGAAGUGAAUGUUAAUGACAUGUGGAAUAAAAUGUGGUGUGAUGAAUAAAGUGUGGAGUGAAGUGAAGUUGUGAAAUCGAAUGAAAUUUGAGUGAAACGUUAAACUAUUGUGAAGUGAAUGCGAUUUAAAUAAAAAAUGAAGUGAAAAAAGUGAAAUGAAAAGAGACAAAUGAAGUGAAUGUAAAUGGAAUGUAAAGUGAAUGGGUUGAGGAAGUGGAAGACGGAGGAAUUAUCUCUUGAUAGGAGGAAGAGAGGGAGAGAGAGGAAAAGAAAAGAAAGGAAAGAGAAAAAGAGAGAGAAAAGAGAACGAGAGAGA
Molecule: messenger RNA, 3870 nt
Organism: Penaeus monodon (black tiger shrimp)
Lineage: Eukaryota; Metazoa; Arthropoda; Malacostraca; Decapoda; Penaeidae
Product: aminopeptidase N-like
Biological process (GO): proteolysis; peptide catabolic process
Cellular component (GO): cytoplasm
Molecular function (GO): zinc ion binding; metalloaminopeptidase activity; peptide binding
Source: RefSeq, a predicted model, not a curated record